AUGGCUGAACCCCAGCCCCUGCGUCUCAUCAGCGAGACCAAGUUCGAUCAUCGCGUGCCCGAUGGCUUGCCCAAGAGCAAUCCCACCGUCGACCUGUCCGUCACCUGGGAUGCCGCCGCCAAGAACCUCCUCAUCUACCGUCCAAGGGACCAGGUCGUCUCCAAGAUCCACCAAUACGCCCGCCCGGGCACGACAGCCCCAGAGCCCCUCGCUCUCCAGUGGAAACCCGACGGUCAAUUUCUCGCCGUCGGCUGGAGCGAUGGCCACGUGAGACUGAUGGGUCUCGAGAACAACAAGGCGGCCCAUCAUAUUCGCGUGACCGAGGACCAGUCUGCCGGCAUCACCCAUAUCGGCUGGGCGUGCAACAGCGUCUCCAAGACAGACAGUGUUCCCAAGGAGGCCGAGACCGCCUCGUGGCGCCAUGCCCUCGACGAAGAGCUGCAAACCGCAGGCAACCCUCCAGAACUAGAUCUGCCGCGCGAGCUGACGUUUCUCGAUGUCGAGUCGUCGCUGCCCAAACUGAGUCCUCUGCCGAGCGCCAGUGCCGGCGAAGGCGAGGAUGCCAUGGUCUUCACCUUGCGGACUGGUAUCGAGUUCCUCUUUCGGCCCUUCAACACGGCCGAGAGCGAUGAGGUCUUUGUCAUGGUCGUCGGCACCAGUGACGGACGUCUGCACCUCAGCAUCUAUGAUUCGUUCGUCAUUGGUGAUUUUCGCUAUACGCUGCCGAGCGCCAUGUACAAGCCAGGCGUUCUGCAGCUCAUCCACCAUGCCGCCCAUCCGUCGGCAUCCACCCACUGUCUCAUCCUGAAGCAUCCUGCCGACGAGGACCGCGCCGUCUAUCUGGUUCCCAUGGACUUACCGUUUGUCCCUUACUCUCCGAUCAACCUCGCCCUCCUCGCGUCCAAGUUGACUACUCUUCAGAAGCUGCUCCGAUACGUGAAGCAGUCGCAGCUCCACGCCACGGUCGAGUACAACAACACGCGAGAACUCCCCAGCAAGUUCCUGCGUAGUAUUCAGGAGGAUCUACAGGGCGCCGACCGUGGGCCGACCGACAUUGUCCAGGCUCUCUUCCAUACUGUCGUGACUGGCCACACCCACGAGGUCGUCAAGGAAUGGCUCGUGGACCAGCUGGCCGAGCGCGGCCACAAACGCUGGGACAAGGCCGCUGUUUCGGGUCUCGAGGCCCUCCGCGCGCUCGUCCACGAGAACCUCCUCCCGGCCCUCGAGCGCUGCGCCGUCAUCCUCAGCCGCCUCCGCGGCCUCGCCCAGUUCCACGAUGCCCGCGACGACAUUGGCUUCUCCGCCGCGCAGGUCGCCCGCGCCAUGGACGUCGUCGCCUGUCUGCGUCUCGCCGCCCACCGCGUCCUGCUACACGUCAUGGAGGAGCUCGACCUCUUCACCGCCUUCUCCGGCUGGCUGCGCUUCCAGAUCGACCGGCUCGCGUCGUCGAGCUCGGCCACCGAGGAGCUCAACGAGAAGGAGGCCGGGCUGGAGAAUGGAAAAGUGCUCGCGUACAUCCAGCGUUAUCUGCUGCGCAGCCCCAUGGCGCUCUUCUUCGACCCCGUGGCCGACGACGAGCGCGAGGCCGACUGGAAGUUUGUCCAGAACGAGCCCGCGCUGCUCGACGCUGUCGAUGCGCAGAUUGCCCGGCAGGAAGAUGGCCAGCCCUACAUGAAGGCGCUGCCGCAGCUCGCCUUUCUUGUGGCGUACCUUGAGGACCGCGCGAACGGCAUCUUCAAGGAUAUUGCCGAGGCCCAGAAGCGGAGCGUCAGGUUCGGACAGCCCACCAGGAUCGUCAUGGCUAGCAAACUGUCUAGGAUCGACUGUGUCAUGGGGCCGAUUGUCAACGGCAGUGACCUAGAGGACCACGCGUCGACUUUUGUGGCAGCAAUCCAGGAGGGCAAAGAAGACGAGCGUAAGUUUCUCGGCCGUGCCGUUUUGUCAUCACCCGUGGGUCCCGCCGACUCUGACGAAGCUCUAGUGUACAUCUUCCGCACCACCGUGCGCAUCAUCAACGGCAUCAGCACCACGACGUCCAAGACGUGCGCCGCGCUGCGUCUCGGCGACCACAAAAUCACCGACAUCAAGUUCCUCGGCCACGAGACCCUCGUCCUGCUUCUCCGGACCACCGGCAUGUUCAGACCAACCAACCACCUCCCCAUCCAGACGCCCGAGGUCAAGUACGCCUCCUACACCGAAGAGUCCCUCCCUGAGCCCGAGCCUCUCUCCGCCGCGCACGGCUUCGCGUCCUUCACCCUCCCCGAAAGCGGCGGCGGCGGCGCCUGGGUCCCUGUUCGCAUGGAGGUCCACCCCCGAAGCGACGUCCGAGACGACAUGCCCCCGCGCGUCUGUCUCCUCGGCCGUGACAGGACGACGUGGCGCGUCUUCGCCCUGGAGAAGGAUGCCGCCGUGCCGCAACAGCAGGGGCAGGAGGACAAGCAGCAGCAGCAGCAGCAGCAGCAAUUGAACACGCCUGGGCGGGACAACGCAUAG
Messenger RNA from Verticillium nonalfalfae, 2493 nucleotides. RefSeq lists its product as uncharacterized. The transcript is spliced from 6 exons. The record is from RefSeq and is a predicted model, not a curated record. The coding region runs from base 1 to 2493 and encodes 830 amino acids. NCBI's taxonomy places the organism in Eukaryota, Fungi, Ascomycota, Sordariomycetes, Glomerellales, Plectosphaerellaceae. Gene Ontology annotation, molecular function: protein binding. Gene Ontology annotation, biological process: positive regulation of mitotic metaphase/anaphase transition; protein K11-linked ubiquitination; anaphase-promoting complex-dependent catabolic process. Gene Ontology annotation, cellular component: nuclear periphery; anaphase-promoting complex.